Messenger RNA from Archocentrus centrarchus (flier cichlid), 2814 nucleotides. RefSeq names its product polymeric immunoglobulin receptor-like. The coding region runs from base 1123 to 2814 and encodes 563 amino acids. The record is from RefSeq and is a predicted model, not a curated record. Gene Ontology annotation, molecular function: signaling receptor binding. Gene Ontology annotation, biological process: T cell receptor signaling pathway; regulation of cytokine production. Gene Ontology annotation, cellular component: external side of plasma membrane. The transcript is spliced from 11 exons. NCBI's taxonomy places the organism in Eukaryota, Metazoa, Chordata, Actinopteri, Cichliformes, Cichlidae.
UCUCCUGCAGCCUCGAUUGCAACUACAGUACAUCUAAAUGAACAAUUAUGCAAAUUAGGCGAUGACGUCAUAUAGUGACCUAUUUUCAGGGAAAUUUCCCGUAUUUUUAAAUACAAAACUUGACAGGUAUGAUCUCCAGCCACGACUCAGGCCUGCAACAUUUAUUUCCUGUUGUAUUGUUUUGCCGGCACAGUGUAAAUGAUAUUUAAGUUGAAUAACAGAAGGGACUUUAAUUUUGUAUUUCUCUUUUAUUUUCAAUGAACUAUCAGUAACUUGACUCUUAAUUUGAAAUACUGUUGUGUUUAUUGAGUUUACAGUGAAGAUCAUUCUCUUUAAGGUUUAAGGUGUUGGUAGUAAAUGUACAUGCUCUGUUGCUGAUCCUGUUGUGUUUUGGUGUACGUUAGUUUUCUGGGGGUAAUUUGAGUUGAAUAAUCUGGAAUUGUUAACAGUUACAGUAGAUAGAGAAAAGAACCUAGAGCCCAUCUACAUCGUUAUUCACAUAUAUGGUAGACGGGCUACAGCCAUAAUGUCGGAUAAUACCGCAGACAGGUGGUGGUUAGUGCGGUGCUGCCUCACAGCAAGUAGUCCUGGGUUCGAAUCCACCUUGGUGGAGUUUGUGUGUUCUCCCCGUGUCAGCGUGGGUUUCCUCCCACAGACAUGCAACUGGUGGGCGUGCCCGUGAGUGUGAAUGGUUGUCUGCCUGCAGCAGACCUAUUUUCAGAUUUUCAGCCUAAUCUUAAACAUGGAGAGGGUGUCUGUGAACUCUACAUGAGAAAAUGUACUCAGUGACUGAGAAGUGGUAAUCAGCGUGUGCUGUAGUAACAAAGUAACAAAGCUUUGAAAUGAAAUCACUUCACAGUCAGAACUUUCAUAACCACAAAAGUGUGCUUCAUACAGUCCUGUAUCAUUUCUCAUUGUCAGCUGCUGCUCUGCCGAUGGGCUUCAUUAGGGUUUCAUUCAUUCAUCGAUCGUGAUGUUUUUUUUUUUUUACUCGGUCACUUCACACCGUGCACGUUCAUGUUAGCUGCUGCCACGCCUGACAGGAGCUUCUGUGUUGUGCUGAGGCAGGUUAUUGGCUGAUAGCUGGAUGGAUUAAUCUGUCAGUGGAUCAUUUUCCUCCUGAUGAUCAGCAGAGUGUUUGAGGCUCUCAGAGCUCCUUCAUCAACAAGAGACAAACCGUUAAGAGACAGAGGAAGAGGAAGAGAGAGGAAGAUCAGAGCUUCUUUCAAAGCCUUUGAUGAAACUUCUGCUCACAUCCUGCAGCUGGUUAACCCUCAAAGAUCAGAGAACAUGGAAGAAGCAGAGCAGAAAUUCAUCACAGCUGAGUCUGGACAGAACGUCACUCUGGCGUGUCUGGUUCCAACAACCAGCACAAUCAGAGUGGUAAAGUGGAGCAGAGCUGACCGGGGGAACCAGUAUGUGCUUUUGUAUCAGGAUGGUCUGUUUGUUCCAGAUGAUCAAGAUCCAUCCUUUAAGAACCGGGUGGAGCUGCGGGACAGACAGAUGAAGGAUGGAGACGUGUCUGUGAUCCUGAAGAACGUGACGAUUAAUGACGCUGGAACAUAUGAAUGUCGGGUCUUCACAGAAGAAACACGCACACUGAAAUUAAUCAUAAACAUCACCCUGAGAGUUGUUGCUCCUCCUCCAGCUGUGAUCCCUGCACAGCCUCAGCUUUCUGGACAGAACGUCACUCUGACAGGUCGAGCUCCAAACAGCAACACAAUCAGAGUGGUAAAGUGGAGCAGAGCUGAUCAGGGGGACCAGUAUCUGCUUUUGUAUCGGGAUGGUCAGUUUGAUCCUGAUAACCAGCAUCCAUCUUUCAAGAACCGGGUGGAUCUGAAGAACAGACAGAUGAAGGAUGGAGACGUGUCUGUGAUCCUGAAGAACGUGAUGAUUAAUGACACUGGAACAUAUGAGUGUCAUGUCGCCAAGAAACAAGAGCGUUAUGAUCUGCAUAUACGACGACAGGUGAUGGUCGCUGAGCAGAAAAUCAUCACAGCUGAGUCUGGACAGAACGUCACUCUGACAGGUCGAGCUCCAAACAGCAACACAAUCAGAGUGGUAAAGUGGAGCAGAGCUGAUCAGGGGGACCAGUAUCUGCUUUUGUAUCGGGAUGGUCAGUUUGAUCCUGAUAACCAGCAUCCAUCUUUCAAGAACCGGGUGGAUCUGAAGAACAGACAGAUGAAGGAUGGAGACGUGUCUGUGAUCCUGAAGAACGUGAUGAUUAAUGACACUGGAACAUAUGAGUGUCAUGUCGUCACAGAAGAAACACACUCACCAAAAUUAAUCGAAAGCAUCACCCUGAGAGUUGUUGCUCCUCCAGACCAGAAAACCAUCACAGCUGAGUCUGGACAGAACGUCACUCUGACAUGUCGAGCUCCAAACAACAACAUCAUAGUGGCAGAGUGGAGGAGGCGCGACCUGAAGGGACAGUAUGUCUUGAUGUACCGAGAUGAGCAGCUUGAUCCAGAACACCAGCAUCCGUCCUUUAAGAACCGGGUGGAUCUGCAGGACAGAGAGAUGAAGGAUGGAGACGUGUCUGUGAUUCUGAGAAAUGUGACGACUGCUGAUAAUGGAACAUACGAGUGUCGCGUCGUCCACGGUGUCAGACAACCUAUGAGACUCAUCAGCAUCAUCUACCUGAGAGUAGUUCCUCCUCCAGGAUCCGCUGGUCUGAUCGUGGGUCUGAUCGUUGCUGCUCUGCUUCUUCUUGGAGCUGCUUUGUUCAUCCACAGAAGAUGGAAACAACAACAGAGUGUCAGAGGCUGCCUGCCUGAUGCACAGCAGCAGCUUCAGAGUGAUUCUUCCCUUUAG